This is a messenger RNA of Maylandia zebra (zebra mbuna), 4778 nucleotides long. RefSeq names its product radixin. Gene Ontology annotation, cellular component: cytoskeleton. Lineage: Eukaryota; Metazoa; Chordata; Actinopteri; Cichliformes; Cichlidae. The record is from RefSeq and is a predicted model, not a curated record. Gene Ontology annotation, molecular function: actin binding.
CAGCGACUCCCCCCCCAAAUCGCCUUAUGGUUUAGACUUGAAGGGUUUUUCCAUGUCUGCGGGAAUUUAUAACGGCAGACGCACUGAGAGACAAGCACCCGGAGUAAAAAGGCAUUUUUCAUCGUGAAUAUUUUGCUACAGUUGAAGAUACGAGGCUCUUCUAUCAAAUUAAAGACAGACAUCGUCCCCCGGUCCUGUGGUAAAGGUCUUUCUGCCGUCCAGUGACGGGUUUUUCCUCUCAGCUGUUGAGUUUAAUGAGGAGAGGAAGCAAAGAUGCCUAAGCCGAUCAAUGUCCGUGUGACCACCAUGGAUGCAGAGUUGGAGUUUGCAAUCCAGCCAAAUACCACAGGAAAACAGCUGUUUGACCAGGUGGUAAAGACUGUGGGCCUGCGAGAGGUGUGGUUCUUUGGACUACAGUAUGUGGACAGUAAAGGCUACAUCACAUGGCUGAAACUCAAUAAAAAGGUGACCCAGCAAGAUGUAAAGAAAGAGAGUCCUCUGCAGUUUAAGUUCAGAGCCAAGUUCUUCCCUGAAGAUGUCUCAGAGGAACUAAUCCAGGAGAUCACCCAGAGACUCUUCUUCUUGCAGGUGAAAGAGGCCAUCCUGAAUGAUGAGAACUACUGUCCCCCAGAAACGGCUGUGUUGCUGGGUUCAUACGCUGUCCAGGCCAAGUAUGGAGACUAUAACAAAGAGGUGCACAAGGCUGGGUACCUUACUCAUGACAGACUGCUCCCUCAGAGAGUCCUGGAGCAGCACAAGCUGACUAAGGAGCAAUGGGAGGACAGGAUACAGACCUGGCACGAAGAACACAGAGGAAUGCUCAGAGAGGACUCAAUGAUGGAGUAUCUUAAAAUCGCCCAAGACUUGGAGAUGUAUGGAGUCAACUACUUUGAGAUUAAAAACAAGAAGGGCACACAGCUAUGGCUGGGCGUGGAUGCUCUUGGACUCAACAUCUACGAACACGAGGACAAAUUGACACCAAAGAUUGGAUUCCCCUGGAGUGAGAUUCGAAACAUCUCUUUCAAUGACAAGAAGUUUGUCAUCAAACCCAUCGACAAGAAAGCACCUGACUUUGUGUUUUAUGCCCCACGUCUGCGCAUCAACAAGCGCAUUUUGGCAUUGUGUAUGGGUAACCACGAGUUGUACAUGAGGAGAAGAAAGCCCGACACCAUCGAGGUGCAGCAGAUGAAAGCUCAAGCCCGGGAGGAGAAGCACCACAAACAGAUGGAGAGGGCCCAGCUGGAGAAUGAAAAGAAGAAGCGAGAGCAUGCAGAGAAAGAGAAGGAAAGGAUAGAGCGUGAGAAAGAAGAGCUCAUGGAGAGGCUGAAACAGAUUGAAGAGCAGACGAUGAAAGCUCAGAGAGAGCUUGAGGAACAGACUCGCCGCGCCAUGGAGCUCGAGCAAGAAAGAAAGAAAGCGAGGGAGGAGGCUGAGCGGCUGGAGCGAGACAGGCAAGCAGCCGAGGAGGCCAAGGCGGAGCUGGCCAGACAGGCUGCAGACCAGCAGAAGACUCAAGAGCAACUGGCUUCUGAACUGGCUGAAUUCACAGCAAAGAUCUCUCUCCUAGAAGACGCCAAGAGGAAGAAAGAGGAUGAGGCCACAGAGUGGCAGCACAAGGCUCUGUCAGCCCAGCAGGACCUGGAGAAAACCAAGGAGGAGCUGAAGACCGCCAUGACAGUGGUGCCAGCGCCUCCGGGCGGUCAUGCUGAGAACGAGCACGAUGAACACGAUGAGAACCACGCAGAGGCCAGCGCCGAGCUCUCCAAUGAGGGCGUCAGUCAUGUUGACCUCCGCAGCGAAGAGGCUCGCGUCACUGAAGCACAGAAGAAUGAGAGGGUUAAGCAGCAGCUGCAGACAUUGAGUUCAGAGUUGGCCGAAGCCAGAGACGACACCAAGAAGACCCAGAACGACGUGCUGCACGCCGAGAACGUGAAAGCAGGCCGAGACAAAUACAAAACUCUGCGGCAGAUCCGACAGGGCAACACGAAGCAGCGCAUCGACGAGUUCGAGUGUAUGUGAGAACAGCACCUCAGGGUUACCCCGCUCUCCUUAACGGCUGCUUGAUUUUUUUUUUUUUUUUUUUUUCUUCUUCAUGGACAACUGACGCUUCCGUCCUCGUAAGCCUAUCGAGUCUCCCUCAACACCCCCCCCAACACCCAGGCUGUCUCAAGAAAUCUUCUUAUCCAAUUUUGCCAAAGUCCUGCUCCACUUCCUUAUCUGAGUUUGGAUUUCUCCCUGAUGUGGAGCUGCAUACACGCCACUCUGAACAAGCAAAUUAUCGUGUUGGAGAGAUCAUCUCCAUCUCUUACUCGAAUGGGGGAAGUGAAACUGUAAAAACCAAAAAUGGAAGCAGUUGGAAUUUUUUUUUUUUAUUUUUUUUUGGGUAAACAUGGCCAUAGAGCGAUUUUGUUGUUGUUUUUUUCUUCUUUCGCUUGAAAACUUUGUAUGCAAAGCUUUAGUAUGAUUCUAUGUUUCCAGUUAAAAGAUCUUCUGUCCUCUUCUUGUUUUUACGUUUCUUCCUUCUGCUUUUGUUUGACUCGUUUUAUUGAUGAUGCCCAUCCUUUUAGUUGUCUGUUGAGGCCGGGUUUAACCCCAGGUUUCCAAAUAAGGACUGGAGUUUAGGGACAAAUUGGGUUAUUGUUUUCAUUCAGUGUCAAAGCACUUCUAUAUUAGCAUGUCAAAGCAUAUCACCUGGUAGAUGUUCUAACACUCUCACCAUCUCUAAGUCGUUAGAGAGAAUUUAACUCUACUUACUAAAGUCAAACUAUAGUUUAAACAUGACAUUUAUAGAUUUAUACAAAAAAAGAUAACACUGCAGUAUUUUAAUAGUGUCAUUACAGGCUAAAAUCAAUAAUUGUAAUUUUUGAUAUAAGAUAUUUCUGUGAAUAAAAUUGAACUGACCCUCGUAGGGCAAAGAGCCACCCAACUUGUCACAUGGCAGGUUUUGACGAACGAAUGUAGCAAAGGUAACAAAGGGAAAAACAAAAUGUUUUUCUUUAAAUUUACAGAAGUCAUAGGAUAUCAACUUGUGCCACUUUGAGCUCUCGCCCUCAAGCUUAAAAGUAUUGUGAAUAUAAGCUAAUUGGUAGUGUAGGCGUUGCGUCCCAGUGUUUAAUUCCCAGUCACCAUAGAUGGUUUUCUCUGCCUGCCAGCUCACAGAGGAUCCCAGGGACCGAAAAUAAGGACGGGCAGAGGAACCGCACUGCAGCCGAGCCUUUUCUCCGUCUGUCCAAUGGGGGGUGUGUGUGUGUGUGUGUGUGUGUGUGUGUGUGUGUGUGUGUGUGUGUGUGUGUGUGGCUAUGGAAGCUGAGGCCUGGCACCUCUCUGGCUGGGGAGCUUAUGAAAACAUCUGUCUCAGUUCGGGACAAAUCUCUACCUCAGUAAUAAUAACAUUGGUGACUGACAGUCAAACACUUAGGAUGCUCCCUCCCUCCCAAAAUAAAAUUAGAAAAAAAUGAACAAAAAUAAUUUUACUUGGUUACUGUUACAUUUUGCGGCAUUGCUCCCGGGCAGGCUACGUGUUGUCAGUUACUUUCUGGCUGUAUUUUGGUUACGAUUGCUUGAAAAUAUUGAGGAUUCCUGUGAAAUCUGGUUAGAAAAGUGUUAUUUUUUACAUAUCAAGCUAGUUUUACACAGCAGUUUCUCCUGGCCUUGCUCAGAUGUUUGUUUGUUUUUUGUUUAUUGCUUUUUGUUUCCCCCCCCCCAAAAAAAAACUCCCAAAAAAUGAGGAAGAUGAGUGAACAAAUGCUGCUGAUAAAGGUGUGCUCUGUGCAGAGCGUAGGUCAGUCUGCCAGGGUCCAUUGAAGCAUUCAGGGUCUUCUUAGAAGCGGCGAGCGAUGGUGGGCUCGGUCCACAGAACCACUCUGAACUCCAGAGGUUUUAAAAGGCUCUCGUGAGUUAAAGAAGCCCAAAAUGUUGACUUCAAGGAGACAGUUUCAGGAUGUGCAGCAGAAUAAUGGGACUGAGAUGAUUUACUGGAAGCUCUUAGUGCAAACAGACCUCGCUAUCAUGACUCAUGGAAAUCAAGUAGAGGGUAGGUCAAAAAUUCCCUGAACUCUUUCAAUUCAUAUCCAACAUAAGACAACAAAUGGAGUCCAGCUUUUGUGGUGUGGGAAACAUGUUCCAGGGUGCAUUUUUGAAAUGAGUAAACAUUAAUUUUAUUUUGUUUUUGUUUUUUUAUUAACAAUAUGAUGAAUAUGUUUAUAGUAUGUUAUUGCUAUACUUGACAGCUGGUGUAGGUAGUUUUUCAGGAGGGGGGGGUUUGUUUUGUUUUUAAUGCCCUGGAGUUUUGACGGUAACGCAUUUGUAUGACAUAAGCCUGUCUUUUGUGUUUAACUUCAGUGUCCAUUGUUACUAUUGUGUUUGCCAUAGCAGGUGAAAGAAAUGAUCCUGCGCUUCCAGCCCAUAUUUUUUAUUUUUUUUUGGUAAUGUGUUCAAAGACCGUAAAGCAGCAGCACGCAUUGUGUAUUGGCCAGCUUCACUGGAGGGGAAAACUCUUGCUGACAUCUCUCCCCCCACCCUCCACAUCGAUGCUACAAGGCUUCAGUUUGACUGUUUUUCUUCACAGCAGCAGUUAUUGGCGCAUCUGUCCCCUCCAAUGAAGCCGGUGUCUGUGAUGACGCCUGCUCUGGCACCAGCUGUCAUGUUUUGCUUUGCUUUUGUUUUGGAGUCCCCCCUCCUCCUCAUCCUUAUGUUCAUGUUAGUACUCCGUAAGAUAGAAGGCACAAGUGGAUUUUGGUCUAUUUCAUUGGUUCACAAAUAAAAGUUUUAAAUUUUCA